This is a messenger RNA of Vitis riparia (riverbank grape), 3722 nucleotides long. RefSeq names its product nuclear exosome regulator NRDE2. Gene Ontology annotation, cellular component: catalytic step 2 spliceosome. The record is from RefSeq and is a predicted model, not a curated record. Bases 8 to 3475 code for a protein of 1155 amino acids. The transcript has 10 exons. NCBI's taxonomy places the organism in Eukaryota, Viridiplantae, Streptophyta, Magnoliopsida, Vitales, Vitaceae. Gene Ontology annotation, biological process: RNA processing; negative regulation of RNA catabolic process; regulatory ncRNA-mediated post-transcriptional gene silencing. Gene Ontology annotation, molecular function: protein binding.
GGUUGAAAUGGAGAAGACAGAAGAAGAAGAAGAACAAAAAAGCUCCUCUCUGUUUCCUCUCCAAGCCGCUUCAGCUGCCUCACUCGCAAGCAGCUCAAACGUCCCUCAAUGGCUCUGCAACACCAGCUUCACCACCGAACUGUCCGUCGUAAACGACGCCGUUUCAUCCCUCUACAACCUCACCGCCGCCCAAUCCGAAGACGAUGAGCCACGACAACAGCAAGCGACGUCCAAGCCUUCUUCCUACGACUUGCUGCAAUCUUCAGAAUCCGAUGAUGGAGGUCGCGACUCCAAGAGGGAGGCGAAGAAACAUAAGAAGCGGAAGAGGAGGAGAUACAGUGAAGAAGAAGCUUCUGCCGCCAACGAUUAUGCCUCGAGGAAAUCUGGCGUUGGAGCUUGGGCAACUCGGGGUUCGAAGCCUUCUUCCAAAGAUUAUUACUUCGAUUCUAGAGGUGAUCGUGAUAAUUUGGCCUUCGGAUGUCUCUACAGAAUGGAUGUUGCACGGUACAAGCUUGGCAAUUCUGCAAAACUCUUUGAGCCUGGUUUUCAAGCUUUGUACCGGUGGAAUAAAAUGGGUUCAAUCUUGGACAGAGACGGUGAUCUUGAUGUGUUAGACAGUAAACUUAAAACCGGUGGGCGGUACUGGUCUGCAAAGCACUCUGCUCUAGAGCGCCAUAAGAACCUCAAGCGCAUUCGAAUUGUUGCUCAUGAAAAGUCCAAGAUAGUGAUUCCCGGUGACUUCAUUCCUUUAUCCGACAUUCAAACAUCUCCUGUAGAUGUUAUUGAUGGAUCAUCUCUAGGAACUUCAACAAGUGAAGAAUCGUGGGAAGAUGAGGUAUUACGCAAAACACGUGAGUUCAACAAGAUGUCGAGGGAGCAUCCACAUGAUGAAAAAAUUUGGUUAUCUUUCGCAGACUUUCAAGAUAGGAUUGCAAGUAUGCAACCACAAAAAGGUGCUCGUUUGCAGACUCUAGAGAAGAAAAUUAGUAUACUGGAGAAGGCAACUGAGCUUAACCCGGAAAAUGAAGAAUUGCUGCUUUGUCUUAUGAAGGCUUAUCAGAGCAGAGACAGCACUGAUGUCUUUAUAGGUAGAUGGGAAAAGAUACUGUUGCAACAUUCUGGGAGUUACAUGUUAUGGAAAGAGUUUCUGCAUGUUGUUCAAGGGGAGUUCUCCAGAUUCAAGGUUUCUGACAUGAGAAAAUUGUAUGCACAUGCAAUCCAAGCUCUCUCUGCCGCAUGCAGCAAGCAGUAUAGGCAGGUUCACCAAACUGCUAAAAGUCCUACCUCAGAUCCUGCUGUUAUUGAGCUAGAACUUGGUUUGGUAGACAUAUUUCUGAGCCUUUGCCGGUUUGAGUGGCAGGCUGGCUAUCAGGAGUUGGCUACUGCUCUAUUUCAGGCUGAAAUUGAAUAUAGUUUGUUAUGUCCUUGUCUAUUUAUUUCUGAGCAGAGUAAACAAAGAUUAUUUGAGCAUUUUUGGAAUGGUGAUGGUGCAAGAGUUGGAGAAGAAGGGGCCUUGGGUUGGUCCACAUGGUUGGAAAAGGAGGAGGAAAGCAGACAACAGGUUAUGAGAGAGGAGACUGCGGAUGAAAACGACAAAGGUGGGUGGACAGGUUGGUCAGAACCAUUGUCAAAACAAAAGGAAAUAAAUCUGGAAAAUGUAGCUGACAAUGAUGUGGAUGUGGACGAUCUUGAAGACAAAUUAGAGACCAAAGACAUAGAGCAGGAAGAAGACACAGAAGCUUUGAUGAAAAUGCUGGGCAUUGAUGUCAAUGCUGAAGCCAAUAAUGAGGUUAUAGACACUUCAAUCUGGGCUAGAUGGUCAGAAGAGGAGUCAUCAAGGGACUGCAAUCAGUGGAUGCCUAUCCAUACCAAAUCUGUUGGGCCUUCUCAUAUGGAUGAAUCACCUGAUAGACAAGUGGAUGAGCAACUUUUGGGAGUCAUAUUAUUUGAAGAUGUCAGUGAAUACCUGUUCUCUUUAAUCUCAGGAGAGGCUCGCAUAUCUCUUCUAUUCCACUUCAUUGAUUUUUUUGGUGGAAAGAUACCUGAAUGGAUGUGCACAAACAAUUCAAGUUGGACUGAGAAAAUCCUGAGCCUGGAGGCAGUGCCAGAUUUCCUCUCAGAAAAAUUGAGAAGGGUUAAUGAUGUUUUAACCAAAACUCAAACCAGCUCGUGUGGGUUCACUUUAGAAGUUCUGCUGGGCAAUGCACAUGAUGCUUCUAGGAGGACUGAUAUGAUGAAAUUUCUUCGCAAUGCUAUCUUACUUUGUUUAACUGCUUUUCCACGUAACCACAUUUUGGAGGAAGCUGUUCUUGUUGCUGAAGAUCUGUUUCUUACAAAAAUGAAUUCUUGUAGCUGUUCAGUUACCCCAUGCCGAGGUUUAGCAAAGGGCCUUUUAAAAAAUGAUCGACAGGAUCUGUUGCUAUGUGGAGUUUAUGCACGAAGAGAGGCCAUUUUUGGGAAUAUUGAUCAUGCAAGAAGGGUGUUUGACAUGGCAUUAUCAUCUAUUGAGAGCCUUCCAGCGGAUCUUCAGUUGAAUGCACCUCUUAUAUAUUUCUGGUAUGCUGAGACAGAGCUUUCCAACAGUUCUGGCAACAGCUCAGAGUCAUUGAAGCGGGCAAUACACAUCCUAUCCUGUUUGGGAAGUGGUGUGUCAUAUAAUCCAUUUAAAUGUCAGCCGUCAAGUCUGCAACUCCUUAGAGCCCACCAAGGGUUCAAAGAACGAAUCAGGAUGCUGCGAACAACAUGGGCACGUGGCAUUAUAGAUGAUGGUUCUACUGCUCUCAUUUGUUCAGCUGCUUUAUUUGAAGAGUUGACUACUGGAUGGGUUGCUGCCGUUGAAGUUGUAGAUCAUGCUUUUUCCAUGGUUCUUCCAGAGAAAAGAAGCCAAAGUCAUCAACUUGAAUUUCUGUUCAACUAUUAUCUUCAGAUCCUUCAGAAACACCAUAAGCAAACAAGACUAUCAAAAUUCUUGGAGUCCAUCUCUUUGGGUUUGCAAAUAUACCCUUCCAGCCCAGAACUUUUUACUGCUUUAGUGGAGAUUAGCCAUCUAUAUACUGUCCCCACUAAACUAAGGUCAAUAUUGGAUGACUUUUCUAACAAAAAACCAUCUGUGAUGGUUUGGCUCUUUGCAGUGUCAUAUGAAUUGAUCAGAGGUGGCUCCCAGCAUAGAAUUCAUGGAUUGUUUGAAAGAGCAUUGUCAAAUGAUAGGUUGCGCCACUCAGUACUACUCUGGCGUUGCUACAUUGCAUACGAGAUUGAUAUAGCAAGCAAUCCUUCUGCAGCUCGACGAGUUUUUUUCCGUGCUAUCCAUGCCUGUCCAUGGUCCAAGAAGCUAUGGCUUGAUGGAUUUCUGAAGCUGAAGAGCGUUUUAAGUGCAAAAGAGAUGUCAGAUCUGCAGGAAGUAAUGAGGGAUAAGGAAUUGAAUGUGAGGACGGACAUCUAUGAGAUUCUUCUGCAAGAUGAUGUGGGACCCUGACAGGCGACAACAACUUCCCCAUAUUACUGAGGGUGUUAGAAAAUCUGUGUUAGUCGAAAUGGGUGAGGUGUUAAACGUAUAUGUGAAACCAUCACUCACCAGAGGAAACAUGUAUAUUAUGUCCUUCCGUUUCUAUAUUUUUGUAACCAAAUGAUUACAAGCUCCAGUUUGAGAUUUUUGAUUUUAGGCCCUUUAAAAUUCACUUUCGGAAUAUAUGAAUAUAUAUUAUAUAUAGUUUAUUUUUGAA